This is a messenger RNA of Cutaneotrichosporon cavernicola, 1833 nucleotides long. RefSeq lists its product as uncharacterized. Gene Ontology annotation, molecular function: transmembrane transporter activity. NCBI's taxonomy places the organism in Eukaryota, Fungi, Basidiomycota, Tremellomycetes, Trichosporonales, Trichosporonaceae. The transcript has 5 exons. Gene Ontology annotation, biological process: transmembrane transport. The coding region runs from base 1 to 1833 and encodes 610 amino acids. The record is from RefSeq and is a predicted model, not a curated record. Gene Ontology annotation, cellular component: membrane.
AUGACCUCUGAACAGCCAAGCCCGGCGUCACCGCGGAUGUCGCCAGUCCCCGAGGAUCUACCAGGAGACGCUCACCUCUCAUCGUCUACUGCCGACACACCCCUUCCGACCCCCGCCCCCACCCCCACCAUCGUCGAGAAUGCCCCGCCUACCAACCCACGCCUGACACGUACAGUCACCGACCUCUCGACGACGACGACCCUCUGCACCAAACCCGCGCUCUGCCCUGCGCCGCCAUGUCCCCGCUCGCCGGCCCAACGCACACCUUCCCCCCUCCCACCGACGGCCGACGUCGUCUCGGUCUUUGACCCGGCUUCAGUAGGUGGCGGUGGUCCGCUUGUCCGCAUAGCGACGGCGCACUCGGCUCGUGAACUGGCGCGCGAAAGGACUCGCAGUGCAACAGGCCAACGACCGGCCCUAUUUGCCCUUUCAAGACCUGGGAUCGAGCCGGUAUUCGACGACGAAGACGCACUCAGCACGCGUAGUGGCGUCAGCCAACGGAGUGGGAAGAGCGCAAAGAACGUCCCGUGCUGCGAGACUGCCGAAGAGGAAGAAAAGGAGGUCUGUCAAUGUACAGACCAGGAGAAAGGCCGUCAAGAAGAGGAAGAACCAUACGUAUACCCCGACGGGGGGUAUGGCUGGGUCGUAGUUGCAUGCUGCAUGACGUUAUGCGCACUAACAAACGGAUGGGGAAUGAGCUAUGGCGUGUUCCAGGAGUACUACGCCAAGAACAUGUUCCAGACGGCCCCAACUUCCGUCCUGUCCCUGGCAGGUACCACGCAGGGAUUCAUGUACUCUGUGUGCGCAUUCUUCUCAGGCGCGCUUGGGGAUAAGCUGGGUUUCAGACCUAUGUUGAUCGCGAGCUGUGUCGUCUGUUGGGCGGGGUUGUUUGGGGCGAGCUGGAGCCACUCGCUGUGGAGCACAAUUCUGUGCCAGGGCGUUAUUACCGGCAUGGGACAGGGCCUCGCUGUUCCGCUCUUCCUCUCCCUCCCGUCCCAGUGGUUCUACAAGUAUCGCGGCCUCGCGUCGGGUAUUACCAUGGGCGGCGCGGGGAUUGGCGGCGGUAUCUCGGUCAUCAUCGUCCGGCGCCUCAUCACGCAGGUUGGCGCAGGCAAGACUCUUCUCAUCAUGUCGUUCGUCAACCUCACAGCCAUGGUCAUCGCCGUCUCGCUCAUCCGCACCCGCCCCGGCUCGCCCGAAGCCCAGCGCCAGCGCGGCAAGCUAAUCAACACGGCCAUCCUGUCCCGCUCGGAAUUCUGGUCCGUCGCCAUCUCCCUUCUAAUCGGCGUGAUCGGCUACCCAGCUCCCUUCUUCUUCCUGAACCAGUACAUGGCCACAACGUUCCCCUCAAUCACCGACCCGAUGAUGAUCACUGCCCCACUCAUGAUCCUAUCCUUCUCCGUCGCGGUCGGACGAGGCCUAGUUGGUUUCUGCAGCGACGCCAUUGGGGCCAUGAACACCUACAUUGGCGUCUUUGUCAUCUCGGGUAUAAUUCAAUUCGCCCUCUGGCUCAACGUGAGCAGCUUUGCCCUUGCUUGCGUCUUUGCAUGCCUAUACGGCCUCAUUGCACCUGGGUAUUUGGGUCUUAUGCCCCAGAUUGUCGUCACCAUCUUUGGGCCAAACUCACUCGCCUCCAACACUGGCAUUUUGCUAUUGUUUAAUGGACCCGGAAACCUCAUCGCUGGCCCCCUUGGCGGCGCGCUGUUCGACGCAUCGGGACGCACCACAUGGAAGUACAUGAUCAUCUGCAUGGCCUCGAUCCAGAUCUUUGGCGGACUGAUCUGUUGCUGGGCCCGCUUCCGCACUACGCCCAAGCUCUUUGCGAAGAUUUAA